This is a messenger RNA of Lasiosphaeria miniovina, 1840 nucleotides long. RefSeq names its product ubiquinol-cytochrome C reductase complex CORE protein 2 precursor. The record is from RefSeq and is a predicted model, not a curated record. Gene Ontology annotation, molecular function: metal ion binding. Gene Ontology annotation, cellular component: mitochondrion. Bases 141 to 1502 code for a protein of 453 amino acids. NCBI's taxonomy places the organism in Eukaryota, Fungi, Ascomycota, Sordariomycetes, Sordariales, Lasiosphaeriaceae. The transcript has 4 exons.
GUGGCGGGUCGGCACAGCCAUUUUCCGCCAACCCAGAAGCCGGCCAGCCAGGGAUUUUUCGGAAUCGAUUGACAAGAGCUCAAGCACGCAGUUGCAGCCGCGAACCAUUGAAUUGUCAAUUGACGACGGCCCCUCCUACCAUGAUCUCCAGAUCGGCCUUAACGAGGGGCAGCCAGCUGGCCCUUCGCAGCCAGGGCGCUGCGAAGCUUGCGCAGCGCGGAUUUGCGGCAGUUGCAUCGCCCAAGGCGUCUUACGAGCCCGCCACCGUCGCCGGAAUCAAGGUCGCCUCGAGGGACGAUCAAGGCCCAACAACCCAUCUCGCCGUCGUUGCCAAAGCCGGCACCCGCUACGAGCCCCUCCCGGGUCUGACGGUCGGGCUUGAGGCGUUCACUUUCAAGAACACCAAAAAACGUUCCGCCCUGCGCAUCGUCCGCGAAGCCGAGCUUCUGGGAGGCCAAUUGGCCGCAUACCACACUCGGGAAGCUCUCGUGCUCCAGGCCAGCUUCCUCCGCGAAGACCUUCCCUACUUCACCGAGCUCCUAGCCGAGGUCAUCACCCAGACCCGGUACACCACCCACGAGUUUCACGAGGAGGUCGAGUCUGUAAUCCACGCCAAGCAGGCCAAGAUUGGCGCCGAUGCUAUUGCUCUCGACGCUGCUCACUCGGUUGCCUUCCACACCGGCUUGGGUGCCCCUCUCUACCCAACCCCUAGCACUCCGAUUGCAUCCUACCUCAACGAAAACUCGGUCGCCCAGUACGCCGAUGCCGUUUACAACCGGGCCGACAUUGCCGUAGUAGCUGAUGGCGCAAGCGAAGGUGCUUUAUCCAAGUGGAUCGAGCCCUUUUUCAAGGAGCUGCCUUCUCAGUCCCCCGACCCAUUGGAUUCCGCUGCCUCCAAGUACCGUGGUGGCGAGGUGCGGAUUCCCAAGACAGGCUCGAGCGCGCUGGUUAUUGCCUUUCCCGGCUCUGCUCUCGGCGCAUCUCAGCCCGAGACAGCGGUCCUCAUCGGCUUGCUAGGCGGCGAGUCUGGCAUCAAGUGGUCCCCUGGCUUCACUAUCCUCUCCAAGGCUACGGCCGCCAACCCCGGCGCUCAUGCCAAGGCGACAAACUAUGCCUACUCGGACGCCGGCCUCCUUACCAUUGAGAUUACAGGCUCGGCCUCUGUCGUCCGCAAGGUCGCCGAGGAGUCGAUCAAGGCCCUGAAGAGUGUUGUCGAUGGCUCAGUCUCUAAGGAGGACCUAGUCAAGGCUAUUGCCAAGGCCAAGUUCGACCUCUUGUCUGGGAGCGAGACCGCUGGAGUCGGCCUUGUACACGCUGGCGCGAACCUCAUCCACGGCGGAAAGCCCCUGCAGGUGCUCGAGACGAUCAAGGCUUUGGAGUCUGUGACGGCGGAGAAGUUCAAGACUGCGGCCAAGGCGCUGUUAGACGGCAAGGCAUCGGUGGGUGCGGUGGGUGAUCUGCACGUUCUGCCCUUCGCGGAGGACCUUGGACUCCGGGUAUAAAGCGACGGAACCGGAAAAUGUAUCAACAGCAUCGGCCGAUUGUAGACUUGCGGCUCGUCGUUUGUGCAUAUUGUAGUAGCCUCUAGACUUAACCCUCUUCCUAUUUUAAUCGCACGGCAGAGACGGAAAGAACUGCCUAGGGACGGCCGACCUGCCAAUGACCGACUUGUAAAAAUUCACCUCUCAUGUAUUGAACGUGUCUGAGGGAGACUUGGCUGACUGACUUGAGUGACAGUCUGGGAAAGCUAGGCCCCGAGUUUUGGUGAAGACUACCAAUACAAACCAUGCGACAAAUUAAUUCUUAGAUAUAAUAACUAAAGGCAAAAAAACAUAGGCGG